AUGCGUCCGUAUCGUCUCCCAGGACCAGAACGUCGUGAUGUGAUGCCAUUCACUGCGCGAUCUUCACCACCACGUGGUGCUAAAUUGGAUAUGACUGCUGAGGAAAGAGAUCAGAGAACAUUGUUCAUCUUACAGAUCGCUCGUCAAACUCGUCCACGUGAUCUUGAAGAGUUCUUCAGUGCUGUUGGUAGCGUGCGUGAUGUGCGUAUAAUUACCGAUUCAAGAACGGGACGAUCUAAAGGAAUCGCUUAUGUUGAAUUCUGGGAAGAGGAAAGUGUUCCUCUUGGAUUAGCUCUUAGUGGGCAGAAAUUGCUGGGUAAUUUAUUUAGUUGUUUUCCAUUGUUAGCUUCUACGUGCUUAAAGUUCCACAUUUUAGGAGCUCCGCUUGUGAUCCAGCGUACCUGUGCUGAAAGAAACCGUGCAGCAAACGCAACUAUCGGCACAAGUCUUGGAUUUGGCCCUGCUCCUUCAAAGGGUCCUUGUAAACUUCAUGUGUCACAGUUGCAUCCAAAUAUCACUGAGAGUAUGUUGGACGGCAUAUUUGAUGCGUUCGGUCGUGUAGAGAAGAUAGAAGUGGUUAAAGAUCCUGCUGGGAACAGUAUGGGUUACGGUUUUGUAACGUUUAAACUGACAGAAGAUGCAACAAAAGCUAUGGAACAAUUGAACGGUUUUGAGAUUGCUGGCAAACCAAUCAAAGUUUCAGUUGUUGACGAGGAUGAGGAGUCGAUACGACAACGAAGUUUAGACGACGUUGCCGACGAGAAACAGGGUCUUGCACUUGGCCAGGGUGGACGUAUACAACUCAUGGCGAAACUUGCACAAGGUACUGGAAUUGAACUCCCUCCAUCUGCUCAGCAAGCCUUACAACAGCAAGCUGCAGAUCCCACUAUUCCUGCUAUUGCCACCCAAUGUUUCAUGCUCUCAAAUAUGUUCGAUCCUAGAACUGAAACUCGUCCCACGUGGGCGACAGAAGUGCGAGAUGAUGUAAUAGAGGAGUGUUACAAGAAUGGGGGUGCUCUUCACGUGUAUGUGGAUACCGCAAGUCCACAAGGAAAUGUUUAUGUGAAGUGCCCAUCAGUUGCAAGCGCUCAUAAGAGUGUAUCCGCACUUCAUGGACGAUGGUUCAGUGGAAAGGUGAUCACAGCGAAUUAUGUGCCCGUAACGUCAUAUCACGAACUCUUCCCGGAUGCUCUAGUUGCUAGAAACAUCCUAGUCCCAAAACCCAGCGAUCAGCUUACGGGUGCUCCUGUAUCAAACUUUGCCGCACCACCUCCUCCUACUAUGUCCGGAUACGGAGCCCCUCCUCAAACCGGUUACUAUUAG
Strongylus vulgaris is the source of this 1323-nucleotide messenger RNA. The record is from the annotation of a GenBank genome assembly. NCBI's taxonomy places the organism in Eukaryota, Metazoa, Nematoda, Chromadorea, Rhabditida, Strongylidae.